GGCGGAAGCAAAAAUUGCUUUGCGGCCGAUACGGAGAUUGGUUUUCUUUUGGCUUCCGCUCUUGGUCCAUGUGAGAAGUAGGUUGCUGAGAUGAGCAUGAACCGAGCUGCGGAAAGCCUCCUGGCUUUGAGCCAACAUGAAGAACUAGUGGAUUUGUCAAAAGACUACCCCUCGAGUCAUAGUGAAGAUGAGGGGGACAAUGAUGGAGAGAGAAAGCAUCAAAAGCUUCUGGAAGUGAUCAAUUCUGUUGGUGGAAAGAAUAGGCAGAAAUUGGCUGAGCGAUCUGAGGCUAGUCUGAAAGUGUCAGAAUUCAAUGUCACUUCUGAGGGAUCAGGAAGAAAGCUGGUCCUUGCAGAUCUGCUUGAGCCAGGUAAAACUUCAUCCUCAUUGGCCACUGUGAAAAAGCAACUGAAUAGAGUCAAAUCAAAGAAGACUGUGGAGUUACCCCUUACCAAAGAAGAGGUUGAAAGGAUCCACAGAGAAGUAGCAUUCAAUAAAACCUCACAAGUCCUCUCCAAAUGGGAUCCUAUCGUCCUGAAGAACCGGCAAGCAGAGCAGCUGGUUUUUCCCCUGGAGAAGAAGCAGCCAGCAUUUGCUCCCAUUGAACAUGUGCUCAGUGGCUGGAAGGCAAGAACUCCCCUGGAGCAGGAAAUUUUUAACCUCCUCCAUAAGAACAAGCAGCCAGUGACAGACCCUUUACUGACUCCUGUGGAAAAGGCCUCUCUCAAAGCCAUGAGUCUAGAAGAGGCAAAGAUGCGCCGAGCAGAGCUUCAGAGAGCCAGGGCUCUCCAGUCCUACUAUGAGGCCAGGGCUCGAAGAGCGAAGAAAAUCAAAAGCAAAAAGCAUCACAAAGUCAUGAAGAAAGGAAAGGCCAAGGAAGCCCUAAAGGAGUUUGAGCACCUGCGGAAGGUCAAUCCGACUGCAGCCUUGGAAGAACUGGAAAAAAUGGAGAAGGCCAGGAUGAUGGAGCGAAUGAGCCUUAAGCACCAGAACAGCGGGAAAUGGGCCAAGUCAAAGGCAAUUAUGGCCAAAUAUGACCUGGAGGCUCGGCAAGCUAUGCAGGAACAAUUGGCCAAGAGCAAAGAACUGAUGCAGAAACUCCAGGUAGUCUCAGAGAGUGAAGAAGAAGGAGGCACAGAAGAACUCCUUGUCCCUGAUGCAGUAAAUGAAGUGCAGAUGAAUGCAGAUGGACCAAAUCCCUGGAUGUUCAGGAGUUGCACCAGUGACACAAAAGAGGCUGAAAUCCAGGAGGACCCUGAACAACUGCCAGAGCCUGUGGCCCACAAGAUUUCCGAAAGUGAGGGAGAUGAAAGACCAGUUGCAGAAGAAAUGUUGUUAAAAGAAUUUGAGGAAAGGCAAUCCCUUAGAGAAAUGUCUGAGCUCAACCAGGAAGGCAGUCAAGAAACACAAGAUUCUAGCAGCCAGGAGGUGCUGUUUGAAUUGAGAACACUGUCUCUGAAGUGCAGGAAAAAACAUCAGUCCAGGAAGCAAAACACAAGUUUGCUGGGAACUGUUCCCCAGGUCCAGAGAGAGGAACCUGUCCCUGAAGAUGAAGAGCCCCAGUUGUUUCAGAGGCCAGAGAGAGUACAGACUCUGGAAAAGCUGGAAGAGCUGGAGAAAGAAGGAUGUUUUCAAAAUCAGGAGCUUCCCAGACCUGUGUUAGAAGGGCAGCAGUUGGAGAGGAACUUAAAUACUCAGCCCGGUGGCCCUAAGAAGAAAAAGGAGGAGCAAAUGAUUGACCUGCAGAACCUCCUAACCACAAAAUCUCCUUCCAUGAAGUCUUUAGCAGUUCCCACAACAAUAGAGGAGUCGGAAGAUAAAGCAGAGAGACACCAAAAGCAGAUGAUAAAGGAAGCUUUUGCUGGGGAUGAUGUCAUCAGAGACUUCUUGAAAGAAAAGAGGGAAGCUAUGGAGGCGAGUAGGCCAAAGGACGUGGACCUGACGCUGCCUGGCUGGGGCGAGUGGGGUGGUGUGGGCCUGAAGCCCAGUACCAAGAAAAGACGCCGGUUUCUCAUUAAAGCCCCUGAGGGUCCUCCAAGAAAAGACAAGAAUUUGCCAAAUGUGAUUGUCAAUGAGAAGCGAAACAUCCAUGCAGCUGCUCAUCAGGUGCGUGUACUCCCAUAUCCAUUCACCCACCAUCAACAAUUUGAAAGGACCAUCCAGACCCCUAUAGGAUCCACGUGGAACACCCAGAGGGCCUUCCAAAAGCUGACUACUCCCAAGGUUGUCACCAAGCCAGGCCAUAUCAUUAAGCCCAUAAAAGCAGAGGAUGUGGGCUACCGGUCUUCCUCCAGGUCGGACCUCUCUGUCAUACAGAGGAAUCCUAAACAACUCUCUGCAUUUCACAAAAAGCAGUUAAAGAAAAACUCUAUAGAUUGAGUUGCUCCUGGAGGAGUGACAUCUUGAUGCCUGGGACCAGGAGCCCUGUAUGCUCCUCCUUUGGCCCAGUUUUACUCUACUGCAGGAUGGAUUCCAAAAGUGGCUAAGCACACUGUGGGUAUAGUUAAGCUGCAUUUUAGAAAUAAAGGCAUUUUUAUCUA
Molecule: messenger RNA, 2540 nt
Organism: Nycticebus coucang (slow loris)
Lineage: Eukaryota; Metazoa; Chordata; Mammalia; Primates; Lorisidae
Gene: UTP14A
Product: UTP14A small subunit processome component
Exons: 15
Coding region: 91-2379 (762 amino acids)
Biological process (GO): rRNA processing
Cellular component (GO): small-subunit processome; nucleolus
Source: RefSeq, a predicted model, not a curated record